UUUUGCUUUCGUGGUGACAACAUCAAUGUUAAUGUGUGAUUAUAAGUGCUAAAAAUUUAAACAACAACAACAAAGAACAACAACAACAACAUUUGUAACGGUAAAAACAAGUUGCGUCUGAGAAAGAAUUCUAUGAAAUAUUGUGGGCCGCUUAGAAACUUGUGGAGUUUUUAAUUUGAAAAUAAACAUAAGGAGUUCAAAAUUUAUUCCCACAUAAUAACCUCAAGAAAAAAUAUAGCGAAAAGUUUUUCUCAUAAACAACAAAUAAAAUUUGCAAAUUUUUUACUUUCAACUAACGUGUUGCAAAAUAUAUUUAAAAAACCAUUUCUGGACAUAAAUGUUAAGCAAAAAGUAAGCCAAAAAUUAAACAUGUCUAUGGAAAACUUUUCGCUUUAUUUAGAGGCGGAUAUAUGGGGAUAUAAUUACACUGCACAGAAAAAUGUGUUUUUUAAUAAUCAUUACGGCGCUUACGAGUUUGAAUCAAUAUCAAACAGAUAUACUAUUGUCAGCCUUCUUGAUAUUGUGGGACCUCCAUUUGAAGCCCUGGAAUCACAAAAUAGAAAAACAUUUCUAAAACCAAAAGAAUUUUAUACAAAUAUAUUAAAGCCUCAAAAAUGGAUACUUUUAACAUCGAUAUGGACUUGAGUAACUUGUUAAAACAAUGGAACCUGCAACAUUUGUAUAAUAAAUUAAAAGAACAAGAUAUAACGAUUGAUGUAUUGAAAAUAUUAAAAGCACAUCAUAUUUCAAAAUUAUUCAACGAUUUAUCCGUUGGUGACCAAGCGAAGUUUGAAAACUGUUUAGAGAAGUGGAAAGAGACAUCUACUCCAUUCUUCAAAAGAGAUGAAAUCGAUUUUUCUUCGGAUUCAUCACAGAAAUCGUCGUUUGUUUCCGUAAAAGAAAUUUUGUCAAAUACAUUUAACGGCAAGGAAAUCCUUAAAUUUUAUGCCAAAAAUGACAUUUUACAUGAGGAACAACGAAAUCUUCUUAUAUCAACUAUAGCUAAAUAUAUAGAAGCGAACGGGAUACCUUAUACUAUAUCGGAUUGUGCUGAUAUAGAAAACCAGAUAUGCACAAUUUUCCCGUCAGAACAACUUGAUUUUUACUCUAAUGGUAAACGUGGCAAAAUCUAUAAUAAAUUGUCAAAUUUAAAAAGGCUUUCCAAAGACAUUUUUAAAGAAAAAUCUUCGCCGGAAGAAGAUAAAACGUUCGAACCAGAAGAAAAUGUGGGCGUCGCAUUGCAGUAUUUAAGGCUACCUACAAUUACAGCGGACGAGUUUGACCUUUACUGGCGCAAAUGUGCCCGUUACCGUUUUAAACAGAUUUCAGAAUCCAAAAGUACGGCCGAAAUUUUUCAGAUGUGGCCUGAAUACAAAAAGCCUUCUGGUUCAAUUCUCAUUAAUAUAGACUUUGAAAUGAAAUUUCCUUUUGCCAAACAAUUUUCUGAAAGGUGGUCAAGCUAUAGAGAUAAAGUUAUAUACUUGCUGCAAAGUAAAAUCAGCAACCCUGCUAUUUCCAAAAAAAUGCAACAAAUACAUGUAUUUAAUGAAGAAUCAGUAAUUUUAACAGCACUUUGGAAUAUGCAUCAUUUAUUUCCUCCAACACAAAAAGUCACCUCGGACAUGAGUGGGGCAAAAAUACGUAAAAAGUUUUCUGUACUAGAUUCCCAGGAAAGUUUUGCAAUUUUGGCAGAAUCCGAAGAAGAAAUCGAUAUAAAAUUAAAACUUCUUGUGCUUCAAGGGCGUAAUAUCCAGCCCAAAUUAUUAAUUUCUGGUUGUUUAGAGGAUAUUAAAUCUAUAAUUGUUUAUUUCGAUGGUAUUAAGUAUCCAUUUUUAAGUAUUGUAAAAGCUUUUGAUUUACUUUUUAAAAUAUUUUUUGUAUUUAAUCUUCAGUUUCCCGAGGAAUCUGAAAUAUUUUAUAAUUUUAUUCAAGACUUUUUUUAUGACAUACCUACCUCAAAAAAAUUGUAAAGGUGUCAACCCUAAAGCAUGAAAUUCUAAAACUUAAAGACAAUUCCUUUAAUUGAUUUAUUUUAUCUAAUUUUUAUUAUUCGUGCCAUAUCAAAUGAAUUAAAUAUAAAUUAUAUGUAUAAUUGUAUAUAUUUUAUACUUUUAUUUUAAUAUAUUGUUUUUUGUAAUAAAAAA
Lucilia cuprina (Australian sheep blowfly) is the source of this 2144-nucleotide messenger RNA. RefSeq lists its product as uncharacterized. The transcript is spliced from 8 exons. Lineage: Eukaryota; Metazoa; Arthropoda; Insecta; Diptera; Calliphoridae. The coding region runs from base 615 to 1970 and encodes 451 amino acids. The record is from RefSeq and is a predicted model, not a curated record.